Messenger RNA from Spizellomyces punctatus DAOM BR117, 1169 nucleotides. RefSeq lists its product as uncharacterized. Gene Ontology annotation, biological process: base-excision repair; DNA alkylation repair; base-excision repair, AP site formation. The record is from RefSeq and is a predicted model, not a curated record. Gene Ontology annotation, cellular component: nucleus; protein-DNA complex. Gene Ontology annotation, molecular function: alkylated DNA binding; DNA-7-methylguanine glycosylase activity; DNA-3-methyladenine glycosylase activity. The transcript is spliced from 6 exons. NCBI's taxonomy places the organism in Eukaryota, Fungi, Chytridiomycota, Chytridiomycetes, Spizellomycetales, Spizellomycetaceae. The coding region runs from base 9 to 1034 and encodes 341 amino acids.
CAGGGACGAUGAUUUCCAGAUUCAAUUUCCUUUUACCUCACAUUAGGAUGCUUACAAGAAGACAGGCGAAGAUUCAAGCUGGUGCUCUACAGGAUGGCCCUGCUGUCUUUAGGGUCACCAAGAGAAAGAUCACAGAGAGAAUAGAUGAGACGUUGAAGAAGAAGCCCGUAAAAGUUGCUAGAGCACCGAAAAGCUUGCCGUCCAUUCCGCCAGAUGCACCGGACCUUGUCGCUGAGGCAUCGGAAAUAGAAACCGCCGCAUCCGCGGUAGCCGCUCCGUCUGCUGCCUUGCCUCCGUCAGACGCACCGUUCGACUAUUCGACGGCGUUAUCUUACAUUUGUGGGCAAGAUCCGAGAUUAGAGCAAGUGGUGAAGCGAGCUGGAAAGCCUUGUAAGAUUUUCGAGAGCGAAGAUUCGGCGGAGCAAGGUUUAGAUGCUUUCAAGGCGCUUGCGACGGCAAUUAUCUACCAACAACUGAGUGGAAAGGCUGCAUCUACCAUUUUGCGCAGAUUCCUGACCCUCUUCGACGAAAAACUGGACCCUGCUGCCGCGGAGCGACAUCCUAAAUGGUUUCCGACGCCGCGGGCGGUCCGAGAUAAGGAGCGGCAGGAAUUGACUUCAGCAGGGCUCUCUCAGCGUAAAGCCGAGUAUGUCCAUGCGUUAGCGGAUCGGUUCUUGGAUGGAUCGAUAUCAACUGAGGCCUUGUUGCGGAUGGAGGACGACGCUAUUGCCGAAUUGCUUUGUAGCGUGAAGGGAAUUGGACCGUGGACAGUUGACAUGUUCCUUAUGUUUGACCUCAAACGACCCAAUAUACUACCUGUUGGGGAUCUUGGCAUACGUAAAGGCAUGAGCAAACACUUUGGAAUGAAAGGAAGUAAUGGUAAGAAGGGCUCGAAACAAAAGGCAGGUGGCGGCAUCUAUCUCCCGACGCCGGAUGAAAUGAGGGAGGCUGCGAAGAUUUGGGAGCCAUAUCGCACAAUAGGCAGCUACUAUAUGUGGACCAUCACAGAUACGAAGACAAUGGAGGAUGAAUGACUUGAGAGUUUGCGGGCAUUCAUUACUAGGAAUUAUUGUACAAUGUACAGGCACCAUAAUAGGCUUCUAGAGACAUAUUCUCAAUUGUAGAUUUCUCUCUAUACGUAACAAUCGUUUAGACCAUAACUUCUCCAA